AUGGCCCCGCCCCUCCCCAGGAGGGAAAAGGCAGCUAGCUGCCAGUUACUUACCUCAUAGGCACUGGGACCUGGCCCACAGGACGAGAGGGUCGACGGCUGCCGCCUGCCCCUGCCAGGCCGGGCCAUGGACCCACAAGAGACGGUCGUCAAGAACCCCUAUGCCCGAGUCAGCAUCCCCCGGGCUCACCUGCGGCCCGACCUGGGGCAGCAGCUGGAGGUGGCUCCCUCUUCCCAGGGGUCGCAGCCUCUGCCUGCGGGGUCCUGCCCCUCAGAGCCCACCGAGGAGGCCCCAGAGGGCAAAGGCGCCAAGGGGACCAAGGGGGCUGCCCAGAUCCAGGGCCAGCAGGUCUGGCCGCAGCCCGGCAACCCCCACGGGAGUGGGCAGCGCCCAGCAGCACUGACCUACGCCGGCCGGCCACCCAUCGGGCGUGGGGACGACAUCGCCCACCACUGCUGCUGCUGCCCUUGCUGUCCCUGCUGCCACUGCCCUCGCUUUUGCCGCUGCCACGGCUGCUGCACCAUCUUCUAG
Messenger RNA from Callorhinus ursinus (northern fur seal), 531 nucleotides. The record is from RefSeq and is a predicted model, not a curated record. NCBI's taxonomy places the organism in Eukaryota, Metazoa, Chordata, Mammalia, Carnivora, Otariidae.